AGGUCAUACUGAGCAGCUGACUGUAUACAAGCUGCAAUAUGUCAGAGGAGCGAGGAAAUGACUCGCCGUCUGAGAUGGGUCUCUCUUCAAAACAGAGCUCUGUGUCUGGUGGCAUGCCGGACUCAAGUGAGAAAAAAAAGUCAUCUACCAAAAGUGUAAGAUCAGGCUCACAUGUAUCCAGCUCUGUGUCCGUGAAGAGUGACCAAUCAAGACAUGAACCACUGAACUUCAGUGACAAAAAAUCACCAUUUGCCGGAAGUGUAAGAUCAGGCUCAUUUGUAACCAGCUCUAUGUCUGUGAAGAGUGACCAAUCAAGACAUGAACCACUGAACUUCAGUGACAAAAAAACACCAUCUGCCGGAAGAACAUUAGAUUCAGACUUCCAGACUCACGGGAACCACACGAAUUUCAAAGACAAUCUCUUAGGGAUUUUCCAGGAGCUUGAGAACAAAAUAAUCAAUUUCCUGAAGAACGAGCUUGAAAAGUUUAGGAAAAUAUUACAAAAGGACAACACACAAGCGGAAGACUUUGUGAAGGAAUUUAAUGAGAAUAAAUGUAGUUCCAAAGAAGCAGCUCUUGAUCUCACACUCAAUUUCCUGAGGGAGAUGAAGCAACAUGAAGCUGCUGAUACUCUAGAAGAUGAUCUCAUUUUCAUUCAUCAGCUAAAAUGUAGCCUAAAGAAUAAGUAUCAAUGCGUGUUUGAAGGAAUUGCAAAACAAGGAGACUCUACACUUCUAAAAAACAUCUACACAGAUCUCUAUAUCACUCAGGGUUGUAGAGAACAGGUCAAUUUUGAACAUGAGGUAAGACAGAUUGAAGUUACUUCCAGGCGUCAAGAAUCACAAGAGAUACCAGUUGAAUGCACAAAGUUGUUUGAAGCACCUGAACAAGACAAGCAGAUCAGAGCUGUACUGACAAAAGGAGUUGCUGGCAUCGGAAAAUCAAUCUCUGUCCAGAAGUUUAUUGUGGACUGGGCUGAAGGAAAAGAAAAUCAAGAUAUCAGUUUUAUGUUUCCUCUUCCAUUCAGAGAGAUGAACCUAAAGGAGAAAGAAAAUUUAAGUUUAAUGGACCUUAUAACUCAGUUUUUUCCUGAAACUAAAGGACUUAACCUUGCAAGAAGAAAUACAUUUAAAGUCCUGUUCAUCCUUGAUGGACUGGAUGAAUGUCGACUUCCUCUAAACUUUGGUGGUAAUGUGACAUGGGCUGAUAUAUUAUCACCAUCCUCCCUGGAUGUUCUUCUGACGAACCUCAUCAAGGGAAAUCUUCUUCCUUCUGCUCUUAUCUGGAUCACCACCAGACCAGCAGCUGCCAGUAAGAUUCCUCCUGACUAUAUAGAUCGGCUGACAGAGAUACGAGGAUUCAGUGAUACACAAAAGGUGGAGUACUUCAAAAAAAGAUUCACAGAUGAGAAUCAGGCCAAAGAAAUUAUUGAUCAUUUUAAAAAAUCCAAGAGUCUAUUUAUCAUGUGCCACAUUCCAGUCUUCUGCUGGAUUUCAGCGACAGUUUUUCAGAGCAUUUUAGAGGAGAAAAGAAAAAAUCUGAAAAACAAUGAGGCUGGUGACUCCUCUAAAACACUGCAGGAAUCAAACACUGAAGACACUCCCAAGACUCUGACACAAAUGUACACACACUUUCUCCGCUUUCAGAUCCAGCAGAGCAGACAAAAGUAUGAUGGAGAAUACACACCAGAUGUUUCCUGGGAUAAAGAUGCCAUCCUUUCAUUGGGGAAACUGGCAUUUCAGCAGCUGGAAAAAAACAACCUGAUCUUCUACGACACAGAUCUGGAAGCCUGUGGUAUUAAUGCCUCUAAAGCAUCAGUGUAUUCAAGCAUGUGUACCCAGAUCUUUAAGGAGGAAAGAGGAAUCAUUGUUGGCACCAUGUACUGUUUUGUUCACUUGAGCAUUCAAGAGUUUAUUGCAGCCCUUUAUGCACAUCUUUUUCUAGACAAAAACAACACAAGUGUAUUUGCUCAAGACUCUACAGAACAGGCAAACAAAAAUGAAGCCAUGGUUGGUUUGGUCAAGACUGCAGUGGACAAGGCACUUGAGAGUGACAAUGGACAUCUGGACCUUUUCCUUCGUUUCUUUCUCGCUCUGUCACUCCGGUCCAAUCGACAACUCUUAAGAGGACUGUUGACACAGCAACACUGCAAUGAACAGGACUACAAGGAAAUAGUUCAGUACAUCAAGCUGAAAUUAGAAGAUAAUCCGUCUCCAGAGAGAUCCAUUAAUCUGUUUUACUGUCUGAAUGAACUGAAUGACCAAACUCUGGUGGAAGAAAUUCAGAACCAUCUUAGCAAAGGAAGUCUCUCAUCUGGUGACCUCUCACCUUCUCAUUGGUCUGCUUUGGCUUUUGUGUUGUUGACAUCAGAGGAGGAGCUGGAGGACUUUGAACUUCAGAAAUUCAAGAAAUCAGAUGAGUGUCUCAUUAGACUAUCAUCUGUCAUCAGAACCUCCAAAAGAGCUCUACUAAAUGAUUGUAACUUAACAGAAAAAAGCUGUCCAGCUCUUGCUACACUUCUUGGAUCAGAUAACAGUCUGAAAGAACUGAACAUAAACAAUAAUAAUCUGCAAGAUUCAGGAGUGAAGAAAAUCUGUAGUGGACUGAAGAUGUUAAAGUGUGAAUUGGAGAUACUGAGACUUUCAAACUGCAGUUUCACUGAAGAAGGUUAUAAAGCUCUGGCUUUAGCUCUGAGAUCAAACCCUUCACACCUGAUAGAGCUGGAUCUGGCAGGAAAUGAUCCUCGACAAUCAGGAGUGAAUCAGCUCAGUAAUGUGCUACAGAAUGGAUACUGUAAAUUGAAGAUACUCAGGCUAAAUGAUUGUAAUUUAACAGACAAAUGCUGCUCAGUUCUGUCUAAACUUCUUGGAUCAGAAACUAACCUGAAAGAGCUGAACAUGAACAAUAAUAAUCUGCAGGAUUCAGGGGUGACUUAUCUCUGUACUGGACUGAAGAAUAAGAAGUGCAAAUUAGAGAUACUGAGGCUUUGUAAGUGUGAUCUGACAGAGAAAAGCUGUUCAGAUCUUGCUUCAGUUCUCAAUUCAGACUUCAACAGUCUGAAGGAUCUUGACCUGAGCAGCAACAAUCUGCAUGAUUCAGGAGUAAAGCUGCUCUCUGAAGGACUGAGAGAAAAAUGUAAACUACAGAAACUCAGAUUUUCAAACUGCAGUAUCACUGAAGAAGGCUAUAAAGCUCUGGCUUCAGCCCUGGGAUCACAUCCUUCACACCUGAUAGAGCUGGAUCUCACAGGAAAUGAUCCUGGACAAUCAGGAGUGGAGGAGCUCAUUGAUUUACUACAGGAUGGAAAGUGUACAUUAAAAAACAUCAGGUUUCUGAAAUGUCCUGGUGCACAGGAAGUGUGUGAGUGUCUCACUGAUGUUCUGGGUAAAAGUCCAUUAUUACUGAAAGAACUGGAUCUAAGUGGAGAUAUAUUAGAAGAUCUGGAUGGGGAGAAGUUUUCUCUUCUUUUGAUGGACUCUCAUAGCAAGGUCGAGAACAUUAAUGUGAAUGAUUGUGAGCUGACAGAAAAAAGCUGUUCAGUUCUAGCUACUGUUCUUUCCUCCAAAACCAUCAUGAAAGAGGUUAACCUGAACAACAGCCGUCUGCUGGAUUCAGGAGUCAAAGAGAUCUGUGAGGGACUGAAGAAUCCUGUGUGUGAGUUGAAGAUACUCAAACUCUCUAACUGUAGCAUAACAGAGAAAGGUUAUAAAGCUCUGGCUUCAGCUCUGAGAUCAAACCCUUCACACCUGAUAGAGCUGGAUCUGACAGGAAAUGAUCCUGGAGAAUCAGGAGUGAAGGAGCUCACUGAUUUACUACAGGAUCCAAACUGUCAACUGAAGACACUGAGGUUUUUGGGUCCUGCUGCAGAUGCAGCCUGUCAGUAUGUGACAGGAAUUGUGGGUGAAAACCCACUACUCCUGAGAGAACUGAAUCUGCAAAAACGUAAACUAGGAGACACACGAGUGAAACAGAUCGCUGUUCUACUGCAGGAUAAACACUGUAAACUUAACACAUUGACGCUGAAUAAUAACAGGAUCUCAGCAGAAGGUUUUGCUACUCUGACUUCAGCAUUGAAUUCAAAUCCUUCAAACCUGAUAGAGCUGGACCUGAGUGGGAAUAAACUAGGAAAUUUAGGAAUCUGGUCGCUGUUGAAUAAUCCUCAGUGCAGAUUGGAGAAACUGAAACUUUCCAACUGCAGUAUCACUGAAGAAGGUUAUAAAGCUCUGGCUUCAGCUCUGAGAUCAAACCCUUCACACCUGAUAGAGCUGGAUCUCACAAGAAAUAAUCCUGGAAAAUCAGGAGUGAAGGAGCUCAUUGAUUUACUACAUGAUGCACAGUGUACAUUAAAGACUGUCAGGUUUUUGAAAAGUCCUGCUGCCCAAGAAACAUGUGAUCAUCUCACUGAAGUUCUGGGUAAAAAUCCAUUAUUAUUGAAAGAACUGGAUCUGAGUGAAAAUAAAUUAGGAAAGCUAUAUUGGGAGAAGCUCUCUGCUCUUUUGGUGGACUCUCAUAGCAAAGUGGAGAAAAUUAUACUGAAUAAUUGUAAGCUGAAAGAGAACAGCUGUUCAGCCCUAGCUACUAUUUUCUCCUCCAAAACCAUCCUUAAAGAGGUGAACCUGAACAACAGCCGUCUGCCGGACUCGGGAGUCAAAGAGAUCUGCGAGGGACUGAGGAAUCCUGUUUGUGAGCUGAAGAUACUCAAACUUUCAGACUGCAGUAUCACUGAAGAAGGUUAUAAAGCUCUGGCUUCAGCUCUGAAAUCAAACCCUUCACACCUGAUAGAGCUGGAUCUCACAGGAAAUGAUCCUGGACAAUCAGGAGUGAAGGACCUCACUGAUUUACUACAGGAUCCAAACUGUCAACUGAAGACACUGAGGUUGUUACAGAAUCCUUCUGCAGUUGAAGCAUGUCAGUAUGUGACUGAAGUUGUGGGGGAAAACCCACUACUCCUGAGAGAACUGAAUCUGAGUGGACAUGAACUAGGAGACGAACAAGUGAAUCAGAUUGCUGCUCUACUGCAGGAUAAACACUGUAAACUCAAGAAGCUGAUGAUGCGUUAUUGUGGUAUAACAGAGAAAAGCUGUUCAGCUCUUCCUUCAGUCCUGAGAUCAAACCCCAGUUUGGAAGAGGUGGACAUUAGCAACAAUAAUCUGCAGGAUUCAGGAGUGAAGAAACUCCUGAAAGAGUUUGAAAAUACAAACUGCACACUGAAGAAACUCAGGCUUUCAGACUGCUGUAUCACUGAAGAAGGUUAUAAAGCUCUGGCUUCAGCUCUGAAAUCAAACCCUUCACACCUGAUAGAGCUGGAUCUGACAGGAAAUGAUCCUGGACAAUCAGGAGUGAAGGAGCUCACUGAUUUACUACAGGAUCCAAACUGUCAACUGAAGACACUAAGGUUUUUGGGUCCUGGUGCAGAUGAAGCCUGCCAGUAUGUGACAAGAAUUAUGGGUAAAAGCCCAUUACUCCUGAGCAAGCUGCAUCUGAGUGAAUGUGAACUAGAAGACACAUUAGUAAAUCAGAUCGCUGCUCUACUGCAGGAUAAACACUGUAAACUCAAGAAGAUAAUGCUGAAUAAUAACAGGAUCUCAGUAGAAGGUGUUGCUACUUUGACUUCAGCAUUGAAUUCAAAUCCUUCAAACCUGAUAGAGCUGGAUCUGAGUGGGAAUAAAAUAGGAAACUCUGGAAUUCAGAAGAUCUGUCCUCUGUUGAAUAAUCCUCAGUGCAGAUUGAAGACACUGAAACUUUCAAGCUGCAGUAUCACAGAAGAAGGAUAUAAAGCACUGGCUUUAGCUCUGAGAUCAAACCCUUCACAUCUGAUAGAGCUGGAUCUCACAGGAAAUGAUCCUGGACAAUCAGGAGUGAAGGAGCUCACUGAUUUACCACAGGAAGGUUGCUGUAAAUUGAAGAACAUCAGGUAUUUGAAAAGUCCUGCUGCAGAGGAAGUGUGUCAGUAUAUUACUGAAGUUCUGGGUAAAAGUCCAUUAUUACUGAAAGAACUGGAUCUGAGUGAAGAUAAAUUAGAAGAUCUGGAUUGGGAGAAGUUCUCUGCUCUUUUAAUGGACUCUCAUAGCAAAGUGGAGAAAAUUAUGCUGAAUAAUUGUAAGCUGACAGAGAAAAGUUGUUCAGUUCUAGCUACUGUUCUCUCCUCCAAAACCAUCCUGAAAGAGGUGAACCUGAAAAACAGCCAUCUGCCAGACUCGGGAGUCAAAGAGAUCUGUGAGGGACUGAAGAAUUCUGUUUGUGAGUUAAAGAUACUCAAACUUUCAGACUGCAGUAUCACUGAAGAAGGUUAUAAAGCUCUGGCUUCAGCUCUGAGAUCAAACCCUUCACACCUGAUAGAGCUGGAUCUCACAGGAAAUGAUCCUGGACAAUCAGGAGUGAAGGAGCUCACUGAUUUACUACAUGAUCCAAGCUGUCAACUAAACCAGUUUUUGAGAAGUUCUGCUGCAGAUGAAGCCUGUCAGUAUGUGACAGGAAUUGUGGGUAAAAACCCACUACUCCUGAGAGAACUGAAUCUGAGUGAAUGUGAACUAGGAGAUACACGAGUAAAUCAGAUUGCUGCUCUACUACAGGACAAACACUGUACACUCAACACACUGACGCUGUGUGGAUGCAGUAUUACAGAGAAGCAAUGCCUCACCCUGACCUCAGCUCUGAAAUCAAACCUAUCACACCUGAGAGAACUGAACCUCAGUGUGAAUAAAAUAAAGAACACAGGAGUGAUGCACAUAUGUGAUCUCCUAAAUGAUUUCCACUGUAAACUGGAGAGAUUGAGGUUAAGAUACUGCGAUAUGACAGUUGAAGGUUGUUCUGCUGUGACUUCAGCUCUGAAAUCGAACCCAUCACACCUGAGGGAGCUGGACCUAAGCGGGAAUAACCUAAAAAACACAAGGCAAAAAACACAAUUGUAUGACGUACUGAAGGAUUCACACUGUAAAAUGAAUGAAAUAAGGUUCACAAGAUGUGACAUGAAAGAUGAAGAUUGUUCUGUUCUGACGUCAGCUCUGAAAUCAAACCCAUCGCACAUUAGAGAGCUGAACUUAAGUGGGAAUGUAUUAGGACAAUUGGGAGUAACAACCCUCAGUGAUGUACUGAAAAACCCACAAUGCAAGCUGGAGAAACUAGAUCUGUGCGAAUGCAGUAUUACAGAGGAACUGUGUCUCAUCCUGACUUCAGCUCUGAAAUCAAACCCAUCACACCUGAGAGAGCUGAACCUCAGUGGGAAUCAACUAGGAGACUCUGCUGUUGAAAACCUUGGGAUUCUAUUAGGAAGUUCACAAUGCAAGCUGGAAAAACUAUAUCUGUGCGGAUGCAAAAUUACAGAGAAACACUGUAUCAUCCUGACUCCAUCCCUGUGUUUAAACCUUUCACACCUGAGAGAGCUGGACCUCAGUCAGAAUAAAAUAGAAAACAAAGGAGUGGAUAUCUUGUGUGAAAUACUGGAUAAUUCACGGUGUCAGCUGAAGAGAUUGAGUCUAAAUGACUGUGGCAUUACAGAUGUUGCAAAUUUAACUCAGUCUUUGGACAAGACUAAAGCAUUGACAUUUUUAAAAGAACUUGAUUUGAGUAACAAUAAUAUAGGAUCCUCGAAAAAUAAGCUCAUUGAUGUGCUACAAGACUCAAACUGUAAUCUGAGGUAA
Messenger RNA from Carassius carassius (crucian carp), 7640 nucleotides. RefSeq names its product protein NLRC5-like. The record is from RefSeq and is a predicted model, not a curated record. Gene Ontology annotation, molecular function: protein binding. Lineage: Eukaryota; Metazoa; Chordata; Actinopteri; Cypriniformes; Cyprinidae. The coding region runs from base 39 to 7640 and encodes 2533 amino acids. The transcript is spliced from 37 exons.